GCUGGGAGGGAAGAGCCUUCUGCACUCACAAGCAAAGGAAAGGCAGCAGGUCAGGGGCUUCCCGGAGCCAAGGUCAGAACCUGUCACCACGAAAGGUAAGCAUGGGAGGACGGAAGAUGGCAAGAGAUGAAGAAAACGCCUACGGGUCAGAAGAGGACACCCUUGCCUGGCAGGAGCCCCAGCUGAGGCUCCUCCUGGUGGGGAAAACCGGAGCAGGGAAAAGCGCCACCGGAAACAGCAUCCUGGGAGAGAGACGCUUCCUCUCCAGGCUUGGAGCCACCUCCGUGACCAAAACCUGUGAAGCCGCCAGCUGCAGGUGGGCCGAGCGGCACGUGCGAGUCAUCGACACCCCGGACCUUUUCGGCCCUGACCCCUCCAAGUCAGACGCAGAGUGCAGGGAGAGGGCGCGCUGCUACCUGCUGUCCGCCCCGGGGCCCCACGCGCUGCUCCUGGUGACCCAGCUGGGCCGCUUCACCGCCCAGGACCAGCAGGCUGUGCGGAGGCUGAAGCAGAUGUUCGGGGAGGCGGUGCUGCAGCACACCAUAGUCGUCUUCACCAGGAAGGAGGACUUGGCUGGGGACUCGCUGCAGGAGUUCGUGCGCUGCACUGACAACCGCGCGCUCAGGGAGCUGGUGGCGGCGUGCGGGGGCCGCUUCUGUGCGCUGGACAACCGAGCCAGCGGCACGGAGCAGCAGGUCCAGGUGCAGCAGCUGCUGGGGCUGGUGGAGCGCCUGGUGAGAGAGCACGGGGGCGCGCACUACACCAACGACCUGUACUGCCAGGCGCAGGCCCUUCGUGGGGUAGGCCCUGAGGAGCAGCUGCGCAGGAUGGCAAAGGAGGUGGCGGCCUGCACGCAGGUGCCCCGGGUGAACUGGCUGCUUGCCUGGCUCUGGCCUGGGCAGGAGGCCCGUAAGAGGACCUGGCGGCUGGGCCUGGCCGUGCUGCUGGGGGGCACCCUCCUGUUCUGGGUGCUGUGGUGGAGACAACGGGCAGAGGACCUGGCGCAGGUAGCCCCUGCCUGACCGGUCCAGCUGUGUGCUUCGCUUUCACAUGCAUUUUCCUCGCCGGGUGCUCUGCCCCUCAGGCCUGCACAGGUUCCUUGCCUCCUGGUUGGCAUGUUCUACCACCUGAGAGUCCUGCCAAGCCCCAUCUCCCACCUCACUGACCCCUACACACCCACCACCACCAGCCUGACGCAAGGAAGCCCCGAGACCUCUGGUACCUUUGCCUACUUCCCCCUUCCCCUCAGGCUGCUCUCCGCUAUCCUAGGGUUGGCUCCUCCCCUGAAAUCAGAGGAGGAGCGUCAGUCCUGUCCCCGCACACCCCACAGGACCCAGGAGAAACAGUGCCAAGCAGGUCUCAGUGCACACUUGUUCAUUCGGAUUCAACCUAUCUCCACAGUAAAUGUAUGGAUGGUCACAUUGUGUUGUUAAAGAUCAGUAUUUGUGGAUACGCCCACCUUAUAUCUGAGUGCACAGUUCAAGAUGUCAUCCCUGGGCCAUCAAGUGGAGUGAUGGUUGGGACGCUGGACUCCCACAUGGUGGACCUCAAUGGAGUUCCAGACCUGGAGUCUUGCUUUCUCACUUUCUCUCUCUGUCUCUCCCUUUCUGUCUGUCUCUGUUGAGCACAAGUGUCCUAUGUGAAUUUUUUAAAAAA
This is a messenger RNA of Tupaia belangeri chinensis (Chinese tree shrew), 1656 nucleotides long. It is a transcript of the gene GIMAP1, whose product is annotated as GTPase, IMAP family member 1. Lineage: Eukaryota; Metazoa; Chordata; Mammalia; Scandentia; Tupaiidae. The transcript has 3 exons. Gene Ontology annotation, molecular function: GTP binding. The coding region runs from base 102 to 1022 and encodes 306 amino acids. Gene Ontology annotation, cellular component: endoplasmic reticulum. The record is from RefSeq and is a predicted model, not a curated record.